Molecule: messenger RNA, 687 nt
Organism: Canariomyces notabilis
Lineage: Eukaryota; Fungi; Ascomycota; Sordariomycetes; Sordariales; Chaetomiaceae
Product: RWD-domain-containing protein
Exons: 2
Coding region: 1-687 (228 amino acids)
Biological process (GO): cytoplasmic translation
Molecular function (GO): protein binding
Source: RefSeq, a predicted model, not a curated record
AUGGGGAAAGAGGAGCAGAUCGAAGAACGGGAGGUUCUCAACUCGAUAUUCCCAGAGGAGAUUACAGAUAUAUCAGAGAGCGAGUACAGGAUAUCCAUCGCCUUAGACAUCCCAGACGACGAGGGCGAACCACCCGUCAUCCUUCUCACUGUGCGGUACCCCGACGAGUAUCCAGACAAAGCACCCUUCCUGGAGAUCUCGGCGCCUCCGAAUGCAACUCCCCACCAAUAUCUGAAUGUCGCCGAGGAUAAAGACCAGUUGUUGCAGGGUCUAGAUGCGACAAUAGAGGAGAACCUUGGCAUGGCCAUGGUAUUCACUUUGGUAUCGACGCUGAAGGAAGCUGCCGAGCAGUUGGUGGCUGAGCGCAAAGAAGCGGCCGCCAAGGCGCAUGAGGAAGCGCUACUUGCCGCUGAGCGUGAGGAGAAUAAGAAGUUUCACGGCACCCCAGUGACCCGCGAGACCUUCUUGAAGUGGCGGGAGUCCUUUUUGAAAGAGAUGGAGGAAGCACGGAUCAGGGAGGAGGAAGAGAGAGCCGCAGAGCUGAAGAAGGCCAGAAUAAAAGAGCCGGCGAGGCUUACGGGGAAGCAGUUGUGGCUUCAGGGUCUUGCUAGGGGUGACCAAGAUGAAGGCGACGAGGAUGGGAUUCCCACGGAGGAUGUACAAAGACUCAAAAUUGCCGAUAACUAA